Molecule: messenger RNA, 2431 nt
Organism: Williopsis jadinii
Lineage: Eukaryota; Fungi; Ascomycota; Saccharomycetes; Phaffomycetales; Wickerhamomycetaceae
Exons: 1
Coding region: 290-2395 (701 amino acids)
Molecular function (GO): protein dimerization activity
Source: RefSeq, a predicted model, not a curated record
GGCUUUUUUGAAGUAAUUGAAAGAAGGCAGUUUCAUCAACUUUUAGUUUUGUUGUUGUUUUCUUUGCUUACUUUCUCCCCCAUUACUUGACUACUAUCACUUAUACACGGAGUUCAUUGCGAAGUUGAUUUCUUAGCGCGUUCACAGUGUAUCUCUCGAUCUCGAAUUUGUGCUAUCACCACUUUUAUCAGGUAAGGAGCCUUAGGUAGAGAACCCCAGGCACAGGCACGGAAAAGACAGGGCGGCAAAAGAAGGAAGACAGAUAGGGCCAGACAUCAAGACACCACCAAUGUCGACGUAUGCGUUUGAAGACUACGAUGCGUUCCUGGCAUCGUUUGGAGCUGGGCGGUUGGGCGAGCACCCGCAGCAGCAACAACAACAGCAGCAGUCACACAGCGGCUCUCUGUCCACGGUUUUGACGGGCACCGAUGACGAUGACGUUCUCUUCAACAGCAUGUACGCGGACUACCAGGAUCAGCAACCGCAAGCUCACACGCUGUUAUCGCCAGAUUAUACCACAUCGGCAUCGAGCUCGCCAAACGAGUUUUCACAGCUGCCAAUCGACGGCUCCAACUUUGCUGAUUUCAACUUUGCCAAUGGCAACUUUGCCGUUGAUGGCGGUGCCAACAACGUGUCACACGGGAAGAACAGCAUGGCCAGCGAUUUCAACAUUGAGGCCAACGUUAAACAAGAGGAGAGCAUGUCGUCACAAAGCAGCUCAACUGGUUCACCACUUGAUUGCCAUAUCACUGCGAACAGUAACAACACGACAAGCCAGAGCUCCAGAAUCAAACUGGCUGAUGCAGUUCCACGUGGAGGGUCGAUCUCCAAGCGUGGAGCCAAGAAGGAGAAGUCUUCACAUAACAUGAUUGAGAAGCGUUAUAGAACAAACAUCAACGAUAAGAUCAAAGCUUUGAGAGACUCUGUUCCUGCUUUGAGGGUUCUGGUUGAUAGCGGUGAUGAUGACUUUGACGACUUGGAAGGUUUGCAACCUGCAAAGAAGUUGAACAAGGCCACCAUCUUGUCAAAGGCCACGGAGUACAUUAAACAUUUGGAGUCAAAGAAUGAAGUUUUGAAGAAACAGAACGACGAGUUGAAGGCUAAAUUAUAUGGGUAUGGACAGAUGACCCCCGGAAGCUCAGUAUCGUCAGUAUCUACAGACGGUCAAGAUGGAAUGUCUCUUGGUAAUAAGGUACUCCUGGGAGGUAUGGCAUGUAUGGUGGGUGCUGGUUUAACCGACGACUUUGGUGCCAUGGACACCAAAUCGCUAUUUGCUUUACCGGUGCUUGGAUAUGACACUACUGGAUUGCAAUUGUUGAGUAAACCUUUAAUGGUUUUGUUGAAGGUAUCCUUUGUCUUUACGGUAUUACUGUAUUUUGUUUUACCUUCGUUCUUUCAAAAGAAGGAUAGAAAACAAACAGCUCCGUUUGCAACCAUUGUUGAUGACGUUAGAGGAUUGAAGACACGCUCCAUACUAUCGACAUUUUCCUUAACAACUGAUUCCAACAUUGAUUACGUCAAGAGUGCUAUAUUCAGAUGCUUACUGUUAAAAGUUCGCUACACAAAGUCCAACUCUAUGACGUUGAGUGCUGUUAACGCGUAUGUCAGUCAUCUUUGGGCCUAUUUGAAAGACGUUAAGAUCGAGAAGUCCAGCAAGGACUACGAGAGCGUAAAGACCAUCCUUUCAUUGGAUGCUUCAGAGACUAUCGAUAAUAAGAAUUUGCUUUCGAAAAUCUCCAAGUAUUGUUUGACAAACAACGUUGAAUGUGAGAACGAUUUCUCGGUGUGUUACAUUCUCUCCCAUAUGAUAAACGAAAAGACAACCAACUCAUUCUUGAGAAAGUUCAUGGUUGAGACCCUCACCACGGAGAAGUCUAUUCCAGAGAUUGAACAAGAACUUAUACCACACAUUGAUGAACAAAAUUUAGAACUCUUGACUUUGUUCCAUCCAACAGAAGCAAACAUUCUGAACUACAAAACCAUGCUUGAAUCUGCAAGUGUAUCUUCUUUAAAAUCAGAUGACAUCUUGGUUCUCAUAUCAGGUAUUACCCAAAACUUGAUCUUUGAGAAGAAGGAUUAUGCAAGUGCCAGAAGAUGGUUCACAAGGGUUGAAGCACUUCAGCAUGCAGAUUAUGGUUUACUGGGAUUCACUGCGUUGUACAUGACGGUGCUCAGCAUAAUAAGCACCGAGGAGACCUAUCUACAUGACAAGAAUGUCAUUUUGAAGAUUGAGGAGAUAUCUGCCGUGCUUCGGAUAUGGCUUGGUAACUCGAAUGGCUCAGUCCUCAAUUUCAAAAAGAGAUCUCAGCUAAUUGACUUCUUCGUGAAGAUGAGUUUGAGAAUCAACGGCUUGGAUGGCGAUAGUGAUGAUUCCAUGACGCUGGUUUCAUUCUGAAACCCGUUUUAGUUCAAUCACACAAUAAUUUAUUUC